Molecule: messenger RNA, 1776 nt
Organism: Salarias fasciatus (jewelled blenny)
Lineage: Eukaryota; Metazoa; Chordata; Actinopteri; Blenniiformes; Blenniidae
Product: MAGUK p55 subfamily member 7-like
Exons: 17
Coding region: 1-1776 (591 amino acids)
Molecular function (GO): protein binding
Source: RefSeq, a predicted model, not a curated record
AUGUCCGACCGGGAGGAGGACUACCGCUUCCUGCACAGCAUGCUGAUGGAGAAGAAGCUCCACCUGCUCUUUAAGAUCCACGAGCGGCUGAGGCGCUUUGAGAAGCUGGGGCCCGUCCCCGUCCUGCAGGACGCUGCCAGUCUGCUCCCAGACUUGGCAGAGGAGCUCGUCUACCACGGCUGGACGGAUGAGGUCAAGGAGCUAUUUGCACUCCUUUCAAAAGCUCAUUUUAAGCACUUCCUGUGUGUCCAUGAUGCCGUUGCUCAGAGAGACUUUGAACCGGUUUUGCCCCCCGUACCCGACGACGCUCUGGACGAAGAGGAGGAUUCAGUGAAAAUAGUCAGCCUGGUCAAAACCAAAGAACCGCUGGGGGCGACGAUAAAGAAGGACAAGUCCAGCGGGGCGAUCGUUGUGGCGCGGAUCAUGAGAGGAGGGCCGGCCGAUAAGAGCGGCCUCAUCCAUGAAGGAGAUGAGCUGAAAGAAGUGAACGGCGUCUCCGUGGAACACCGGAAACCGAAGGAAAUCCUUCCUCUGCUGGCUCGUUCUGAGGGGGAAAUUAAAUUCAAAAUAGUUCCUGCGUUCUCCCAGGAGGAAGCGUCUUCCCUGGAGAAACAGCUGUUUGUGCGGACCCUGUUCGAUUACGACCCGCUGGACGACCCCGCCAUUCCCUGCAAGGACGCCGCCGUGGCCUUUCAGAGGGGAGACGUCCUGGAGGUGGUCAGCAUGGAGGACGACACCUGGUGGCAGGCCCGGCGCCUCGGGGACGGGGACGGGGACGGCCGCGCCGGACUCAUCCCCUCCCGGCAGCUGCAUGAAAGGAGAGUCGCUCUGCGCCGGCCGGCCGCCCUGUUCAAGCCUCGGAGGGCCAAACCGCCAGGUGAGCGGCCAGCGCCGCCCGUCAUGGAAGAUGCAGACUACAGAGCCAUAACCGGGAUCCACGUCGCCGGGUUAAGGAGGAGUUUCCGGCUGGGCAGGAAGAGCAGCCUGGCCAGAGAAGCCGCUCGGUCGCGGAGGUGGAGCGCCGGGGUCCACGGGGCCAUGUGUCCACCGACCUACGUGGAAGUGAUCCCUCAUCCCAGAGAGCCUCGGGACAGGCGGCGCCUGGUCGUCUUGGUCGGGCCCGGCGGCGUCGGCGUGAGCGAGCUGAAGAGGAGGCUGCUGGUCUCCGACCCCGACCGCUACGGCGUCGCCGUGCCGUACACCACGCGUGAGAGGAGGAGGCAUGAAAGCGAGGGCGUGGAUUACCACUUCCUGUCAGUUCACUCGUUCGAGGAGCACAUCCUGAACCAGAGGUUUAUAGAAUACGGGACGUAUAGAGGUCAUUACUAUGGGACAAGUCUGGACUCUGUGCAGCGAGUGAUGGCUGAGGACAAGGUCUGCCUGCUGGACGUGCAUCCCAGCAACUUAAAACAUGUCUACUCCGCUGAAUUCAAACCGUUCGUGGUGUUCGUCAAGCCGCCGCGCAUCGAGGAGCUGCGCCUCACCAGAAGAAGAGCGAAGUUUGUCUGCGACGAUGAAGAAUCCAGCCCGGUCAGGAUCUUCUCAGACGAGGACUUCGAGGACAUGAUCGACGAGGCGGAGACCAUGGAGAGCCAGUUCGGCCAGCUGUUUGAGAAAGUGAUCGUCAACGGCGACGUCGCCACGGCCUUCCGAGAGCUGAGGGCGGAGCUUGAGGGCCUCGAGGACGCAGCAGUGCAGUGGCUUCCCGCCCAGUGGAUUUGUCCUUCGCCAACCGCGGCGCGAAGAAGUUGUGGUCAUUUGAUUGGCUGGAUCUGA